Pocillopora meandrina is the source of this 1266-nucleotide messenger RNA. The record is from the annotation of a GenBank genome assembly. NCBI's taxonomy places the organism in Eukaryota, Metazoa, Cnidaria, Anthozoa, Scleractinia, Pocilloporidae.
UUUAAAAGCAAAUAUGAUGUGUUUUCAGAUAUUGAUGAGUGUGCUAGGGAAAAGCACGACUGUAGCACUGAUGCUGUAUGCAACAAUACUAAGGGAUCGUACAACUGUACAUGUAGAGCUGGAUACUCAGGAGAUGGAAAAAUUUGCAAAGGUGGAAAUUAAUUCAUGACUCUUGAUUUAAAAAAUGUCGUCACAGUUUGACAGCUAUUAUGUGCUUUAUUUUGUUUUGAUUGUUAUUUUCAGAGAAUUCGAUUUGCAAAGAAGCUCACAACAAAAAACUGUAAGUUCAAGAUAAGAAAUACAUUUUCCCUAUAUUUCAAACGACGGAUCCCUCAGUUCAAAUAAUAUAUUUGCCUUAACAUUAUUCAACAGAUUUAACGAGAGUGGCAUGGUUACAUUUCAUAUUGGUUCGAUACCAACUUCCGUUUUCUGUCACGUGGGAGAUUUUGGAUGUGGAGAUGGAGCUUGGACCUCUGUUUUGAAGAUUGAUGGCAACAAGGUUUAUAUUUAUCUGUUUAUUAAAAUAAUUGGUCGACUUCCAUCAUUGCCUAUAGUAACAAAAAUGUAUUUCUUAAGUAUCUACGCUAAUGUUUUCCUACACUUAGAUAAUAGUUUCGAGUUCACAAAUCAAUGAUCAUUGCGUUCGUUACGGCUCACACUAUCUUUUAAGCUAUUUGACUAGUCGGAAUGGGACUAAUUUACUUGCUUUUAUUGCCUAUUUAACAAUAAUUGUCCUCUACUUCUCCCGAUCAGCGAACUUUUCAUUAUGAUUCCAAUUAUUGGAGCAACAAGGUAGAGUAUAAUCUUCCUGGAGGAGAGACUGGGUUUGACUCGGUGGAAACCAAGUUACCGACCUACUGGAACACAUCAUUCACCAAGAUCUGUCUUGGUAUGAAGAUUGACGAAGUCCUCAGGUUCAUUGUCAUCAACAAGCCAGCCGAUUCCUUGUACUCACUGAUCGCUGAUGGGCAAUACCGCAACACCUCCUUGGGUCCUGAAAAGUGGAAGUCAUUGAUUGGUUCACAGGGUUACUUACAGCGUUACUGUAACAAAGAAGGGUUUAAUCUGGAACCGGAGGGGGCUUUUUGGAAAAAUAGAGCAUGCAAAGCAAGAAUUGGUAUUUUCGCCAAUAACAAUAAUGGAUGCGGGGAUGUUGAUUCCAGAAUCGGGUUUGGAACAGGAGGGCCAAAGGAUGACAACAACACCUGUGGAAACGAUGGUCGCCCCACACACAUCAAAGCCAUGGGGUACAUCUUGGUACAGUGA